Messenger RNA from Aspergillus costaricaensis CBS 115574, 834 nucleotides. Its product is annotated as NAD(P)-dependent oxidoreductase. The transcript is spliced from 2 exons. NCBI's taxonomy places the organism in Eukaryota, Fungi, Ascomycota, Eurotiomycetes, Eurotiales, Aspergillaceae. The record is from RefSeq and is a predicted model, not a curated record. Bases 1 to 762 code for a protein of 253 amino acids.
AUGCAACAACCACAGCCAACAGUAGCCUUCUUCGGAGCAACGGGUGGAUGUGCCAAUGCAUGUCUGGCUCUUGCCCUACAAGCCGGCGUUCAUUGUUCCGCCCUGGCUCGCUCUCCCUCCAAGCUCCACAAUCUGCUCCAGCAGCUCAAUGUCUCCGAGUCCGCCAUUGCAAACUACCUAACGGUCACGGAGGGUGAUAUCUAUGAUCACCAAGCUGUUCAAAAGACCCUCUAUGUCGAUGGCCGCCCCGUUGACCUGAUCGUCUCUGGCCUCGGCGGCAAGCCACGCUUCGAGUAUGGCAUCAAAGCCACCCUAGACAACCCGACCAUCUGCCAAGAUGGCAUCCAGACUAUCAUGUCUGCCGCUCGAUCGUGUCCCCGGAAGCCCCGCAUUGUGAUCAUCAGCACCACCGGCCUCAGCGACACGCGCGACGUACCACUCAUGAUGCUACCCCUGUACCAUUGGUUGCUCAAGGUACCGCACGCGGAUAAGAAGGUGAUGGAGGACCUUGUUGUGGCCGAGAUGCAGAAGCCAGAGGAGGAACGCGCCAUCGACGGGUAUCUCUUCGUACGGCCCUCCUUGUUGCUGAACGGCGAUGGCGAUGGUCUGUCGAAGAUCAGGAUCGGCACAGACGAGAAACCCGCGGUGGGCUAUUGCAUUAGUCGUCGGGACGUGGGUCUCUGGAUAUUCGAGAGAGUAAUUCAUCAGGCAUCGCUUGCGGACUGUCAGUAUUGGGGGCAGAAGGUGUCCCUGACGGCCUAAGCAGCUGCGUGGAAUAUUUCGAUAUAGGUUGAUCACUUGGAGCUACUGGGUAAUAUACUGGGUUCUACGGAG